This is a messenger RNA of Pygocentrus nattereri (red-bellied piranha), 4824 nucleotides long. It is a transcript of the gene cep85l, whose product is annotated as centrosomal protein 85, like. The record is from RefSeq and is a predicted model, not a curated record. The transcript is spliced from 14 exons. Gene Ontology annotation, cellular component: centrosome. NCBI's taxonomy places the organism in Eukaryota, Metazoa, Chordata, Actinopteri, Characiformes, Serrasalmidae. Bases 306 to 2585 code for a protein of 759 amino acids.
CUGAGUGAGUGUGAGAUCACGUCCUUGCAAUGCGGUCGCUGGAGAGUCGACUGUAGCUAGUUCAGUACAUUUCCGACAUAUGACUGAUUCACGGCUCGGAAUCGCUGUGGAAUAGGAAAACCUUCCGGUUUUGCUGUGUUUAUACCUGUACUGGCCUGCCGUUAAGAUGGAUUUUAGUCUCACUUAGCUAGAACAUCUCUCCCAACCAUCUUGUUGGGCUCGUUUUGGGGACUCCUCUCGCUUUCUUCUGGAAACCACCCUGUCUCUCUCCUUGGCCUCUCUCUCUUAUUUAGACAAGAGAGCCCAUGAAAUCGAGAGAAAUGUGGGGCAGAAACGAUUUUGAGGAUGGCCUCGAUGCGUAUAAGUCAGGUUCGAGCACGUCCUCUCCUGGAUGGGUCCCAGGCUGUGAGUCAGCAUGGCAAGGCUCUUCCUCCACCACCACCAGCAGUAACCGCGGGAGACGUCAUAGCGCCGCCUCCGACAGCGGCGACACAGGCAUUGGCACAUCCUGCUCUGACAGUGUAGAAGAUCACUCCAGCUCGAGUGGCACGCUGUCUUUCCAGCCGCUUCGCUCGCAGGGCCCCAUCCCCACGGCCCAUGUCAUGCCUUCCCCCUCCGCCUCUAGGCUCAGUGCCCCUUCGACCCCCGGCAGCCCCUGGAGCAGCUGCCAGCUGCCCUCACCCCUCGACAGCCCACUGGAUAUGAAGGACCCCCGGCCUGUCCGUCGCUGGUCCUCCCUCACCCGGUUGAGCGGCCAGGACAAAAGCACCCCAUCCAGCCGAUCCUCGUACCGAUCCGACCCCCAUGGCUCCCUUGACCGGGGUCUGCUAUACGGCUACAGGCAGCAAGACCCCCUGAGCACGGAUGCUCUACUGACACACGGCCUGCACAAGCUGUCCUCCACCAAUUCAGAGCUGCAGCGCUACAGGUAUGAGCUGGGUAGCGGCACUUUCGCCAGGACAGACUCAUCCUGCUCUUCUCCGCUCAAGCCCAGCACUCUGGACCUGAGCUACAGUGCCUUACCAGAAAGUAAACCCACCACUACGGGCUCCUUACUGCUGCCCAGCCCAAGAGGACCCUCAUUGGGCCACCAGUCGGUGGGUGGCUCUCCCAUCCAGCCGGCCGUUCGCACUCAGAUGUGGCUAAGCGAGCAGAUGGAGUACAGGCCUGGGCCUGAGGGCUGCGGCCUCAGUGCCUGGCAACAGGAGCAGCAGCAGCGUGACCGACUGAGGCAGGAGGCUGAGCUCACGCAGAUGCUGGGUGGAACGGCUCUCCCCGUGAACACUCUGGUGAAGAUAAAGGAGGGGCUCCUGAGACAGCGGGAACUGGAGAUUGACAGGCAAAAGCAGCAAAUCCUGCAGCUCCAUGCCAGAAUCAGGGAAAAUGAGUUAAGGGCACAGCAGGUCCUCCAGAACCAGAGGGGGCGCUGUGAAGAUUCCUAUCUGCUUAAAACCAAGGAGUGUCCCUUCGAUAGCCCUGUGUCUGGCCACAGUCCGCAGCCUCCGCUGACCGAGAGGAACACACUGUGCUGUGAGAAUGGCGAACUGGGCCGCAAACUGGCCGCCACUGAGCUGGAGGUCAUCCAUCUCAAUGAGUUCCUCAAACAAAACACACAGAAAUACACUGAGGACAUCAAGAAGCUGGAGGAGAAGAUGAAGACUCGUGACCGCUACAUCAGCAGUCUGAAGAAGAAAUGCCAGCGAGAGCAGGAGCAGAAUCAGGAGAAGCAGCAGCGCAUUGAGACUUUGGAGAAAUACCUAGCUGACCUGCCCUCGCUGGACGAGGUGCAGACACAGGCCCAGCAGUUGGAAGAGGUGCAGGGUAAAGCACGGGCGCUGCAGGAGACAGUGGUCCAGCUGGAGAAGAGCUUAGAGGAGAGUCGAUCUGCGCUGCAGGAGAAAGAUGCCCUCAUAGAGACCCAGUCCAAAAGAGAGAAGGAACUGGUAGCUGCUGUGCAAAGUUUGCAGGAGAAGGUAGAGAAGUGUCUGGAGGAUGGAGUGCGGUUGCCCAUGCUGGACUUGAAGCAGCUGGAGAGGGAGAACACGCGUCUGCUAGAACAGCAGAGUCAGAGUAGCAUGCUGAUCGACAGCCAGAAGCAGCAGAUUGACAAGCUCACCCUGGAGUUGACGGCACUGGAGAAGAGGCUGCAGAAGGAGAGGGGGAUCACACAGGAACUCCACAAGCAGCUGGCAGAGAGAGAGGAGGAGCUCGAGAUCCUCUCUAAGAGUGUCCAUCAGAACCAAAGACAGGCGGUUGAUGAUGAAGUGCUGCGGCUGACCUCAGGCCCCAUGGUGCAGGAGGCAGGGCCUCUGCUAAAGGAGAUGUCCCUUUGUCUGCUGGAUUUAAAGGCUCUCUGUAGCAUCCUCACUCAGAGAGCUCAGGGCAAAGAGCCCAACCUGGCACUGCUGCUGGGCAUCAAAUCUAUGAGCUGUUCAGGUGAAGAGAAGGAGAAGCCGCCGGUGGAGGACAGCUUGCGGGCCAAGCUGCUGGAAGUGUGCCAGCUGAGGAAAGACAUAGAUGACCUGCGAACCAUCAUCUCUGACCGUUAUGCGCAGGACAUGGGAGAAAACUGCGUCACGCAGUGACGCGUCCCCUAGAGCCCGGCCUGCCUGCAUCCCCAGCGCUUCCAUUCACAGCCUGUGAGGACUGGAAGACAACAAAGGGAAAUGAUAAUAGUAAUAAUAUAGAACUGGGCUUUCAUUACCCUGCAAAAACAGAGGUCUCUGACUACUGAAUGUUGGACCAAGCUGUGAAUCUAGUUUACAUGGAAGUCUUUUUAGAUCUGUGUCUAAAUGCUCAUCUCCAGUUAAGAUAGAAUCCUAUAAGUGUAUGAACUGUUGGGGUUUUUUGUUGUAUAUUUAUUGGGACUAUGGAUCACCCUGUUAGUCAUUACAGUAAGUGUAGGGUGAGGGAUCUGUCCAGAUGUUUAGAAACUGCAGUAAUGCAAUAGGAACCACAGAUUAUAAUGAGCCCUCCUGCAGCUUAAUAGGGAAAGGUGUACGAAAUGGUUAGUGCUGCUCCAUCAAGUGCCUUGUGAUGUUCCACUUUGUUACCCAUGUUGUACCUCUUCAGAGCCCAAAACUGUCACAAAUCCUCAGUCACUUUGACCCAAAGACGUUAGUCCAUGUUCUCGAUCAACUGCUGCUGGUCGCAGGUCGACGCUGAAGCAAAUUCAACUUCACGUACCAACCUCCAGGCACACGGUGGUUUACCCUCUUCUGUUCAGCACCUUGUAUAUUGACUACGAUGUUAUUUCCCCUUGUGAUUCUUGUACCCAUUCUUCUUUUUCUUCUGGUAGGACUGUAUUAAUGAUAUGAACAAUCCACCAAGCUCGCUGAAAAGCUCUAAGAAGGGAGGGUUUUUUAUAUAUAUAUAUAUAUAUAUAUAUAUAUAUAUAUAUAUAUAUAUAAAAUAAAAAGGGCCCAUAGGGAUUUGCAGCAGAGGCAUAGAAUUUGCUAAUAAUUGUAUUAGAUUUCAGGUAAUCAUGUCAGGAAACCUUUUUAAUUCAAGUGAAAAUCAGGAAUGUUUCUGCAGUAGAACCCAAACAAUUCCUGAUCCAGUGAAAAGAACUGCUGUCACAGGUUCUAGUCUUUUCAUGUAGCUCCAAAGACGACAGAGAGGAAAAAAAGAAUGUUCUUGGGGUUUUAUGUUCACUGCAGUGAACUCUUGAACUCACUGAAUAGGGCGGGGAAAACGCACACAUGGGAUUUUAUACGCAAACAGAAAAUUAGAAUUGUACAAAAAAAAAAAAAGAAAAACAACAAUGUCAAUGCAAAAUGGUUCUCAGGUAUUUUAAGUAGACAGUGUUAAGACUCCACCAUUAUGGUGGAAUUGCUUUGCUUUUUCAUUUCAAAUGGGAUUUUAAUGGAGCGUUUGUGUUCUUAAAUGUUGAUCUUUUCCAUGUUGGCCCCACAUAAGAUUAUUCUUUAAUAUGAACAGUUUAGAGACUCGGUCAUGACAAUCUAUGUACAAACAUUUGCAAGAUGAUGAAUGUUUGAUAUUUAAAACAGUUUAUUCUUUGGAUGUAUCUAGCUGGCAACAUAACUACGAUUUUUUUUGCAUGAAACGAGGCCGUGUCCGUGUGCUUCCAUCAUGUGCACGUCUGUCGACGCACAUUGUAAAUUUGUCCUGAUGGAAUGGAUUUGAUAUUUAAAGCUGUUUCAUGGAUAUGAUUUGACAUACAAAGUGCUAUGCAACCUCGUAUUUACCAGCAUCCACUAUAGACUUCAGCAGACGUUUUUACUGUGCCUUUACAAAUCUAUGCAGCAAAAUUGAAAUCCUGUGUAUAAUGUAUGUCGGUAGGAUUUCCAUGAUUGACAUGGCUCAAGUUCAGACAACAGAUGUAUUCACCUCCUGAAAAGAGUACACUCCUUGAUGAACGGUGCAGUCGUGUUAAGCCAUAGCCACAAACAAUGCAUAUUAAUACUCAGGCAAAGUGAGGACUGAAACCUGACUAGGAAUGUACUCCUGCUGCCGCUCCUGCUUUGUACUGGACAGCGUUAGAUGAAUGAGCAUGCUGUAAGUGGUGUACAGUGAUCGUAUUGUAGACAAAAGCAAAGGGAAGUACACGGUUGUCAUGGCCGAUUCUGAACACACUGUGGGCUGAAGGCCGCUGGCUGGCUUUACUGUAUGGUAUAGACCUUCUCACUGGUUUAAAUGUAGUUUAAGCUUUUAGUUUUUCAGCUAGACUUUACAUAUGCCAAAGCUCUAUUUAUGUACCAAUUUUGAAAGUAUUGACAAGUAUUUUUCCAUUUUAUACAAAGUAAGACAAAAAUUGCUUUCCAUUUGUACAGAGGAUAAAUAAAAUAUUUUUCUAAAAAAGGG